Molecule: messenger RNA, 2898 nt
Organism: Adineta ricciae
Lineage: Eukaryota; Metazoa; Rotifera; Eurotatoria; Adinetida; Adinetidae
Source: the annotation of a GenBank genome assembly
AUGAUUGACAACACACGUCGUUUGAAUUCUUUCCUACGUAAAACACGUCGUGGUCAUGUACUAAAAAUCACCCAUGAGUUGUAUUUACGUACGGAUAUUCCAUGUGGAUCACAUAUAUGUCAACAAUGUCCAACUGAUCAAUCAACUGUACUUGAUAAGCAGAUGAACAAUGGAAAUAGUCUUGUGCCGAAUGGACAUUAUCUCCUUGUUGAUACGAAUAUUGUCUUACAACAAGUUGAUCUUCUUGAAGAUCCAUUAUUUACAAAUGUGAUUGUUCCACAGAUUGUACUUGAUGAGGUUCGACAUAAAAGUUUAGCGAUAUAUAAACGAAUAAGAAGUAUCAUAGCAGUCCCAGAAAGGAAGUUUUUCGUGUUUAUUAAUGAAUUCAACAAGAACACGUUUGUUUUACGACAAACAGGUGAAUCGCCGAAUGAUCGCAAUGACCGAGCAAUUCGGAGAAUAGCGCAGUUUUACAAUGAACAUUUGAAAAGCCAAAUCUCGAUUGUCCUUCUCACCGAUGAUAUAGCAAACCGUGAUCAUGCUCGCAAUGAUGGUUUACUUGCUUUCUCUUUGAAAGAAUAUAUCUCCACAUACAAUCGUCCAGAAUUACUAGAUCGUCUAGUUUUGAAAGAAGAAUCUUUUGAUUUAGAAAAAGAUCUCGGUAAACGAAAAGAGAUCAUCUUUCCUGAACACAUACCUUUGUCCGAAGUUCAACGUGGCAUCAAAUCUGGUAAAUAUCUCCAAGGAACAUUUCAAGCAAGUCGUGAGAAUUAUCUCGAAGCAAAUGUUUUCGUGCAAGAUUCGGAGAAAUACAAUCAAUUAUUCGUUCAAGGUUAUCGAAAUUUAAAUCGUGCUGUGCAUGAUGAUGUUGUUGCUGUUGAAGUUCUAUCUGAACAAGAAUGGGCUACACCGUUUAGUUUAGUUAUCGAUGAUAAAGACGAUGAUCAGGGUGAUUUGGUUAUUGAACAAGAAGAAACAGGUUUAGUUGUUCCUGGGAUAUCGUCGAAGAAAACUGCGUCUUGUCGUGUUGUUGCAAUAAUUAAACGAAAUUGGAGACAAUAUUGUGGUAUUUUACAAGAGUCAUUACCUGGCGCGAAAUUUCAUUUAUUUCUUCCACAUGAACGACGUAUUCCUAAGAUUCGUAUUGAAAGUCGUCAAGCAGAAGAAUUGAAGAAUAGCCGAGUGAUGGUACAAAUCGAUCAUUGGCCGCGCUUAUCCCGUUAUCCACAUGGUCAUUUUAUCAAAACACUUGGCAAACUUGGUGACAAAGAAACAGAAAAUGAAGUUAUCCUAGCCGAGAAUGACAUCCUUCAUCAUGAAUUUCCCGAAGCUGUACUUGAUUGUUUACCUAAAUUACCUUGGAUAAUCACUGAAGAAGAUCUAGCUAGUCGCGUUGAUCUACGCGAGUUUUGUAUCUGUAGUAUUGAUCCACCUGGUUGUACUGAUAUUGACGAUGCUCUGCAUUGUCGUCUGCUGGAAAAUGGCAACUACGAAUGUGGUGUUCAUAUAGCCGAUGUCACACAUUUUGUACGACCCAACACGGCGAUAGAUCUAGAAGCUCGUGAACGUGGUACAACAGUUUAUCUAACAGAUCGACGUAUUGAUAUGUUGCCAGUGUUACUCAGUGGAAAUCUUUGUUCACUACGUGGCGGCGAAGAACGUUUUGCAUUUUCUGUUCGUUGGGAAAUGACCCCAGAUGCUAAAAUAGUAAACACAAAAUUUCAUAAAUCCAUCAUCAAAAGUCGAGCUGCUAUGACAUACGAACAAGCUCAAGCCAUCAAAGACGAUGCCGGUAUCAAUGACGAAAUAGCUAAGAGCUUACGACGUUUGCAUUCGAUUGCCGCACAAUUACGUCAAAAACGUAUGGACAAAGGUGCACUAGUACUCGAAUCAUCCGAAGUUCGAUUUCAACUCGAUACGGAAACACACGAUCCAUUAAGUGUUAUGAACAAAGAAUUAAGAGAGACCAAUUGGCUCGUGGAAGAAUUUAUGCUUUUAGCGAAUAUUAGUGUUGCUGAAAAGAUCUAUGAAUUGUUUCCUGACUGUGCAUGUUUACGUAAACAUCCUGCACCGCCAAUCUCUAAUUUCGAUCCACUUGUUAAAGCUGCGGAAACAAAAGGUUGUCAAAUUAGAGCAAAUACGGGCAAAGAGUUAGCUGAUUCACUUGAUCAAGCUGUCCUACCGGCUCAUCCGUAUUUUAAUACAAUGCUUCGAAUGCUUGCAACACGUUGUAUGAUGCAAGCCGUUUACUUUUGCAGCGGAUUCGAAUCUGACAUCAAAAGUUUUGAACAUUAUGGUUUAGCAACACCUAUCUACACGCACUUUACUUCACCUAUUCGACGAUACGCUGAUGUUCUUGUUCAUCGAUUAUUAGCUGCUGGUAUUCAAGCUGACGCCACAUUUCCUGAUCUAUUGAAUAAACGUGUAUUGCAACAAGUAUGCAAUAAUCUGAAUUAUCGUCAUCGAAUGGCGCAAUAUGCAGCACGAGCGUCAGUUGAUUUACAUACUCAACUAUUUUUCAAAAAUAUGCAUACAGAUGAAGAUGGUUACGUGUUUGCUGUACGAAAAAAUGCGUUACAAAUUUUACUUCCUCGUUACGGUUUAGAAACCACGUUGUUUCUUCGAGAUAAGGAUGGUAAAUCAGUCGGAGAAUUCAAUGAAGAAGAAGCGACACAAACAAUUAAUAAUAUUACUAUUCAUAUGUUUGAUCCAGUGACUGUCCAGAUAAGUGUAGACAGUAAUAAUGUUCAACGACAGCGUAUCCAAAUUCAUUUGGUUAAGCCAGCUAUAGAAGGUUUUAGUGUUCCACCUAUGCCUAAGAAUAAAACAAGCAUAGACGAAGUAGAUAGCGCUCUAACAGCACCGGUGAAGCGUUUGAAAGUAAAAUCAUCGAAGUAA